GUAACGGGAAUCACCCAUUAGUUCCUUCUCCAAUUACGGUACCGUAGCUUAUGGUACUUAUUGCUGUGGGUUGUAUGCUCGUACCGGUAUGUAAUGGCAUGAUCUUCGAUUUUUAUUCAAAAAAGGUUAUGUUUUCUACGGUGUGUUUGCGAGUCAAUAUGAGGAGUAUCUUUAAUGAGAAUAUCAGUGGGAUCUCUCGUAUUCUACCGUGCCUAAGUGUUCAGGCACAAAAAAGAAAGCAGCAAAAGCAAAACCAGAGUUGUUCAAAGUAUUUGAUUUUGUUGACAAAGCACCAUGGCUGAAACUUCACCCACGCCCGUUGCAGCUCCGACCAAGAAAUUAACUUGGGAUGAGUUCUACGAGAAAUCAGAAAAUGCCAACAAACUCAUGGAUCGGGUUUGGUAUUGCAUUGCCUGUUCCGAAAAAGACGUCGGAAACCAAACGAUUUUUUGGGAACACUGGUACUGGAAAGAAGGAGAAGACAAGAAAGAUCUAAGCAAGACUACUGUAAAGGCAUGCAACCAUACGUUGACAAUCGAUGCUGAAGGAAAGGAACUCGACUACCCGAUCUGGCCACUCAAGUUCACGAAAAAAUCGAUGAAAAUGUACCCCGCAAUCGACCUUAAAUGCUGCGUUAUAGCUCCGGUUGGCUUGUCUAUGCAGCCCGUCGCAUUUCCAACGAACGAUUCACGCGUAGAGUUCCGUGUUGAUUAUUGUGAGACGAUGGGCAAAAAGAUGUAUUUCAUCUUUGUCCUGGACCCGAACAUUUCGGAGGAGGACAAGAAAAAGAACUUCGAUAGAUUGGAGAAAGAAAACGGUGUCCUUCGUGAAUGGUUCCACAACGUGCAAUGGGCCAAAAACUACAAGGUCGGUUCCACAGGAGAUCCGGAUAUCAAUCCGAAAUAAAGAUUACGGAGUUAUAUGGUCAGUCGAAGGGCAGUUGAAGCGGAAUAGGCAUACGAGAGCCCGAUCGAAUUUUUGUGUGCAUGGAAUGAUCAUAGAUAGCUUUAUAUGGCAAUUAUCUAUGACUAUAAUACAGUGACAUUUAGUUG
Molecule: messenger RNA, 1052 nt
Organism: Pseudo-nitzschia multistriata
Lineage: Eukaryota; Bacillariophyta; Bacillariophyceae; Bacillariales; Bacillariaceae
Source: the annotation of a GenBank genome assembly